AUGUCUCAUGAUCCGUCAUCAUUUCAGGUUUCAACCACUUCGACGUUUCCACAGCAAGGCCAGGUAGACUGGGUGGCAUUCGGAGGCACAGUCUAUUCCUUGACGGCAUCUACGCUCCAGCGCUUCUCAUCAGCUGGUGUACAACCAGCUACCUAUGCGGCAGGGAUUGCAUUAGCUAGCAGGUUCAAAGUUGGAAGUCUUGGAGAGAAACGAGUAGAGGAUGCAAUCCAAAAUCUAUCAGGGGUCCCUGGUUUCGACAAAAUACUUUACUUUGGCUUUGGGCAUAGAAGCUUCGUCAAGCUGCUGGCCGAGGAUCCCAAUGGUUCUGACCUAAUUGCUCUUUGCUCGUGUCUGGGAGAAAUGCAUAGCGAGACGGUUACUGCUUGGGUAUUGCGAGAGCUUUGGUCUGUUGAAGGCUUUCCAGACGACUACAAACCGCCUCAUUCCCAAUUCAUGGCUCUCGCGCGGGCUUGUGCUGGCGUUCUUACUCGGACUUCUUUCUCCAAUACAGUUUCUGGGAUGCAUCUUCAAGCGUGGGACGAUCAUCAAAAGUCCGCUAUCAUGGUGUCUCCAGCAACAGAUAUAGCUCGAGUGCUUAGUGGGAUGUUUAAGAUAUCUCGUGGCGAAGUAGAUAAUAUCACUAUAUUCGGAUACAGCGAGUGUGCAUUCAUAGCUGGGUUGGCUCAGUGGUUGUUCAACUUUACAAUCCGGGUUGAGCACGAGACCGGACGUUUGAUAUACACGAACACGCCUGAGCAUGAGACUGCGCAAGUAACGUUGCGGUAUUCAGCAGAUGUCGACUUUCAUCACAGUUCAAUGAUGAUAACCAACACAACAUAUGUUUUGCGCUCCCACACGGCCUUGCUUAUCCAAACUCCGGACGAGAGUCUUCUCAAACUUUCGCUAAGAGCGCCUUGGGACGAGUGUUUGUCGCGUCUUUUUGGGGUAGCAGACUUCAACGAUAGGCUCAUUAAGCAUGCAAAAAUGUUUGGCGGCUUCCUCGGAAGUAUUGCUCGUAUAUAUGAAGCCGUUGCCAAGGGAGAAAUGGAACUUGAAUCCGAAGCAAAGAAAUCAGAGUCAGAAUCAAAUUACAAGUACCUCUCGGAAGCUACAUACGGACGAGGCUUUUCAUCCAGCAUUGUUUCUAUCUUACCAGAGCUCAAAUCUGCGACAGGUUUCCUUGAAAGUCUGGACUUAGCUAUUGGGGUCACACUUGAUAUUGCACGCCGAGAUAUCGAAUUUCACCUGCGAUCUUUGCAAUCGCUCUGUUCAUGUCUAGUUUGUCACCCACAUAUGUUGAAAUGGCACAGCCGCUGUUUAGUUGUUGUUGCAUUUACACUCUAUCAUUUAGUCUUAAUCGUUGCCAACGUCGAUUACCCUGAAGGCCUGGACCCAACACUUUCCGGUCUUGAAGAAGUCUACCAAAGCUGCAUUAGUAUGUGGGCAAACUUUGGUAGAUCUCAGCCUCCCAAAGGUCAUCAGACCUGGGAAUACUGUCUUGACAAGCUCCGGGUUUUGAGCAGCAAUGAGUUAAAUUACAGGAAAGAGGACGAUUUCCAAGAACCUGUACAUGGUUCAUUAGCAUCCGCCUUCCUCGUGUUUGCUGGGAUCUGGCCGCGACGCAGUACAAUAAAUGGCAACGAUUGCUAUACAGGACUUUGUUCUGUAGGCUUAUGUUUCUACCAAGAUAGUCUGCGUUUUCUGAGCUCUAGUGCGGAGCUCGCUCAGAAAAUACACAUCAUUCCAGGUCAUAUAGAAUGGCAAGAUCGAAGCUAUGAUGCUGUUGUUGAUAGUCUCUACCACGAAAGCCUCCGCCCCACACUCCCGAAAGCUGUUUUUGAAGGAGCGGUCGACACAAUCCCCGAAGACUUAUUACGAACUGACGAGGUUUCCGUCACUCCAUUGAUUGCAGAACGCUCCACAGAACGGGAAGUAACCUUCUAUUAUAAGGCGUCUAUUCCAGAUGGCACAAUCUAUAUCCAACCCGGAUUCUCAACACGACAUAUUCUCCGAUCGACUGGACGUACAUCAUGUGACAAACCUUUUUGUUCGUCGCUGCCAUGGCCCUGCACUUUUGUUAGAAGAGGGUGGGACCUGGAUAGAGAAUUUCAUGACAACCUUCAUUACCAAAAUGGUGUUGCUUGCUGCGUGUGGGAGUUUCGAGACGACUUUGCACGAUGCGCUGCCUUAGCUGCGCUUUAUAAUUCUCAAGAAUCUGGGAAACGUAAGACUACUUAUCUGUUGAGAACAGGAGAAUGUGUUUCUUGUUGUGUGAGAGCACUACUUGCGAGGGACUGGUCGCUGACGAACGAUUCGAAGGGCUUGAAGCAGGGCGUGGUUCAUAUACUGUGA
Molecule: messenger RNA, 2352 nt
Organism: Glarea lozoyensis ATCC 20868
Lineage: Eukaryota; Fungi; Ascomycota; Leotiomycetes; Helotiales; Helotiaceae
Exons: 1
Coding region: 1-2352 (783 amino acids)
Source: RefSeq, a predicted model, not a curated record